Odobenus rosmarus divergens (Pacific walrus) is the source of this 795-nucleotide messenger RNA. RefSeq names its product kallikrein-related peptidase 12 (gene KLK12). The record is from RefSeq and is a predicted model, not a curated record. Gene Ontology annotation, biological process: proteolysis. Gene Ontology annotation, molecular function: serine-type endopeptidase activity. NCBI's taxonomy places the organism in Eukaryota, Metazoa, Chordata, Mammalia, Carnivora, Odobenidae. The transcript is spliced from 6 exons. The coding region runs from base 1 to 795 and encodes 264 amino acids.
AUGGAAGUCCCAGCAGGCAGACGGACAAGGACCUGGAGGCAGGCCACCCUGGGUUCCAGCAUCUUGUUGCUCCUCUCUGUUACUGGGCUCAGUCAACCGGCCACAGAGAAGAUUAUCAAAGGCAAGGAGUGUGCCCGUCACUCGCAGCCUUGGCAGGUGGGGCUGUUUGAGGGCACCCGCCUGCGCUGUGGGGGGGUCCUCAUUGACCGCAGGUGGGUCCUCACAGCGGCUCACUGCAGUGGCAGCAGGUACUGGGUGCGCCUGGGGGAGCACAGCCUCACCAGGCUGGACUGGACGGAGCAGAUCCGGCGCAGCGGCUUCUCCAUGACCCACCCUGGCUACCAGGGAGCCCUGCAUAACCAUGACAAUGACCUCCGGCUCCUGCGACUGGGCACCCCCGUCCCUUUGACUCGCAGCAUCCAGCCCCUGCCCCUGCCCACCACCUGUGCAGCGGCCGGCACCAAGUGCCAGAUCUCAGGCUGGGGCAUCACCAAUCAACUAUGGAACCCAUUCCCGGACCUGCUGCAAUGCCUCAAUGUCUCCAUCGUUUCCAGUGCCACCUGCCGGGCUGUGUUCCCCGGGAGAAUCACGGACAACAUGGUGUGUGCCAGCGGCACGGAAGGGGCGGACGCCUGCCAGGGCGACUCUGGGGGCCCCCUGGUGUGCGGAGGAGUCCUUCAGGGUCUGGUGUCCUGGGGGACCGUGGAGCCUUGCGGGCAAGAAGGCAUCCCAGGGGUCUACACCAAUGUUUGCAAAUAUGUGGACUGGAUCCGGAUGGUCAUGAGGAACAACUAA